AAUACAAUGAGUCUUCGCAUAUAUCCAUGUCGUCUGCGAAGCCUUCGCGAGGAUCUUUGCAGCGUUGAUAUCCUUCGGUCGUACAAGGACGAACGAUCUCUUGGAUAUCCUCCCCAUGCACCAUUGGACUAGCGUACAGGCUAAACGGCCAUCGGGACGAAGUUGUCUCUCGUUGAGAAACCGCGUUGGCAUUCGUGAGUAUAUGCGAUAAAUGGACGAUUUGCAGCGCAGCUCCGUAGGUAAAGCGAAUAGCAGCGACGCGGACAGCUGACAGGGAAGUUCCCAUGGAACGGCGAACAUCCGGGGCACUUUACGCCAGGAUAAAAGACCAGCGUCCCGGAAAUUGUCUGCAAGAGCCCCGGCUUUCCCAAUCGCAAUGCUUCUCUCACUGACCAUCUUUACGCUUUGCCUUUCGGCUGUCGCUCUCCCAGUCAUCGAGAACCCUGCGGAGGGGCUGACGGUCAGUGCUUCAGUUGCCGUCACCGUCUGCGCGCUGAGAUGACUUCGGGCUCAGAUCAAGUGCACCUGUGCUGGAACGAACGGCACCGACGGCGCUCAGUUCCAUUGCGGUGACCGUCGCUUAGGACCCGCCAAGCUGCCCCACAAGUUCCCAUUCGACGCGAUGCUCGCGACCUACAGCCGCUUUGGAGACCUCUGCCCCGACGCGUGGCUCGCCAAGUACACCCACCCCUCGACAGGCGCGCUCGUCUUCCCGCCCGACGACGGGUUCCAGAUCUCCGACACCGCGAGGGCGAUCAAGGGCAGCCAGACGCUCGUGCCGGGGAUGCUGUUGGAUCGGUUCGGGUUCGA
Messenger RNA from Mycena citricolor, 810 nucleotides. The record is from the annotation of a GenBank genome assembly. Lineage: Eukaryota; Fungi; Basidiomycota; Agaricomycetes; Agaricales; Mycenaceae.